Messenger RNA from Verticillium dahliae VdLs.17, 1263 nucleotides. RefSeq names its product pectinesterase family protein. The record is from RefSeq and is a predicted model, not a curated record. The transcript is spliced from 2 exons. Gene Ontology annotation, molecular function: pectinesterase activity. The coding region runs from base 1 to 1263 and encodes 420 amino acids. Gene Ontology annotation, biological process: cell wall modification. NCBI's taxonomy places the organism in Eukaryota, Fungi, Ascomycota, Sordariomycetes, Glomerellales, Plectosphaerellaceae.
AUGAAGACUCUCGCCCUCGUCGCGGCUCUGCUGCCAGGCCUGCAUCUGGGUCUCGCGGCGCCUCUCGACACGAGGUCAGACGACAUGGCCCCGGCCGUCAAGCCGGCGGCGACAUAUGCCGAGUGCCAGCGCAAGACGUGCCAUCCCCUCGACGGAUGCCCGCCGAACACCAUCUUCGUCAGCCAAAAGUCCAAGCGCGCCCACUUCAGCUCGAUCCAGGCCGCCAUCAACUCGCUGCCCGACACGGACGUGCCGGCCGUCAUCCUCAUCGCCCCCGGCAACUACACCGAGCAGCUCAACGUCACCCGCCAUGGCGCCCUGACGCUGCUCGGCAUGUCCGACCGCCCCCACGAGGGCCGCCUCUACGCCGACCUCGCCACCGACCUCUCGUCACCGGCGCCGGAGAACGAGGUCCAGGUCUGGCACAACGCCGCCAACUACCAGGCCCGCUUCCCCGAUAACGCCUUCACCAGCGUCUUGAGCGUCGGCCCCACCCUCAACGCCACCCUCACCGGCGCCGGCCCGACGGGCUUCGCCGUGCCCGAAGGCACGCCGUUCGGCAACGUCGACUUCCGCGCCUACAACAUUGACUUUCGCAACGACGAGUUCCCCCGCGCCAACGGCCCUGCCCAUGCCGUCGGCGUGAGCCGUGCCAAUGCCGGCUUCUACUCGUGCGGCCUCUACAGCUACCAGGACACGCUCUACGUCGGCAAGCUCGGAAACGCCUACUUCCACGACAACGUCAUCGCCGGCCAGACCGACUUCCUCUACGGCUUCGGCACCGCCUGGGUCGCCCACUCGACGCUGUCGCUGCGCAACUGCGGCGGCGGCAUCACCGCCUGGAAGGGCACCAACACGACCUUCCCCAACAAGUACGGCGUCUACGUCGCCGACGACAGCCGGGUCCUCGCCGCCAACGCCUCCAUCGCCCCGGCCCUCGCCGGCCGCUGCCCGCUCGGCCGCCCCUGGAACGCCCAGCACCGCUCCGUCUUCAGCGACACCUACCUCGACCCCAGCGUCCUGCCCGCCGGCUACAUCCGCUGGGGCGCCACCGACCCGCGCGUCUCCGACCUCACCUUCAUGGCCGUGCACGAGGACCGCGGGCCUGGCUGGAACGCCACGGCCCUGGCGGCGAAGGGCAGCGUCACGCGCGUGCUGGACGACGCUGCGUUUGCGCCGUAUAGGAGGCCUGUUGACGUCUUCCUGACCGAGCACGGCGUGCCUGGGAACAUUGCCUGGAUCGAUCAGAGUGUCUUGACGUGA